Molecule: messenger RNA, 1599 nt
Organism: Chaetomium fimeti
Lineage: Eukaryota; Fungi; Ascomycota; Sordariomycetes; Sordariales; Chaetomiaceae
Product: triose-phosphate transporter family-domain-containing protein
Exons: 3
Coding region: 1-1599 (532 amino acids)
Biological process (GO): UDP-glucose transmembrane transport
Cellular component (GO): Golgi apparatus; cis-Golgi network; endoplasmic reticulum-Golgi intermediate compartment
Molecular function (GO): antiporter activity
Source: RefSeq, a predicted model, not a curated record
AUGGAUGCCGUUACGCCAGCCGGCCACCGUCGCCGGCGAAGCAGUCUGAUUAAUCCCGCCAAUGCCUCAAAUAGUCGCCAUCGUUCUCCAGGAGCGAGGUCUCAGCCAAUCCGGACACCCGCCAGCGGGGACCCCGAGGACAAGAUUGUCGAAGAGAGCAGCGAUGGGGAGACUCCACGGCUCGACGACACCGACGAGGGUGGCUUUACCGACGAAGACCUCCACGAUGAUGAGGAGGCAGGCCUGACGGGGAAAGACAAGCGGAGGAAGAAGCGGAAGAAGAGGAGAAACCAGUUGCUCGAUCAGCGGGUAGUCAGUGACGACAUCUCCCCGGAGGAGAAGCACGAGGCAGACCGCAGCGUCGCCAAGAGCUUGUUGAUCAAUGGCGUUCUGAUCGGGCUCUGGUACUUCUUCUCUUUAUUGAUAUCCUUGUACAACAAAUGGAUGUUUUCACCCGACAAACUCGACUUUCGUUUUCCUAUGUUCACAACCGCCGUGCAUUUCCUCGUGCAGUUUUCAUUAGCGUCGUUGAUAUUGUUUAUUUUUCCUUCACUACGACCGAAGAACAGCUACAGGUCCGAUCUGGGCCAGUCAAGACAUGAAGCAGAACGGCCCAUCAUGACGAAGAUGUUCUACCUCACAAGAAUUGGGCCCUGCGGCGUGGCGACCGGUCUUGAUAUUGGCCUGGGAAACACUUCGCUCCAGUUCAUCACCCUCACCUUUUAUACCAUGUGUAAAUCCUCCUCCCUGGCCUUCGUCCUGAUCUUCGCCUUCCUCUUCCGCCUCGAAUCUCCGACCUGGAAGCUCGUAGGCAUUAUUGCCACCAUGACCAUGGGCGUCGUGAUGAUGGUGGCAGGCGAGGUCGAAUUUAAGCUAGGCGGCUUCGUGCUCGUCAUCGCGGCGGCCUUCUUCUCGGGCUUCCGCUGGGCCCUAACCCAGAUCCUGCUGCUCCGCAACCCGGCCACGUCGAACCCCUUCUCCAGCAUCUUCUUCCUCGCCCCCGUCAUGUUCCUCACCCUCGUCUGCAUCGCCAUCCCCGUCGAGGGGCCCCGCGAGCUGCUCGCCGGCCUGGAGACCAUCGCCGAGAAGAAUGGCCUGCUCGUCGCCCCGCUGAUCAUCCUCUUCCCGGGUGUCAUCGCCUUCUUGAUGACCGCCUCCGAGUUCGCCCUGCUCCAGCGCACCUCGGUCGUGACCCUCUCCAUCGCGGGCAUCUUCAAGGAGGCCGUUACCAUCUCGGCCGCCGCCAUUGUCUUUGGCGAUACCAUGACUGCCGUCAACAUUAUCGGCCUGGUCGUCACGAUCGCCGCCAUUGCGGCGUACAAUUGGAUCAAGAUCAACAAAAUGCGCAACGAGGCGCAGACCGACGUGCGCCGCGGUCACCUGGCUACCGAGGACGACGACAUGUCGCCGAGCGGCAGCGGCAGUGGGAGUGAUAGGGACGAUGACCAGGAGGACGCGGGUUUGCUGAGGCGGAGUGUGGAUGCCGACGCGGUGCUGUUCACCGCUGACGGGGAUGUCGUUGCCGGGCCGGGGGUGGAACUGACGACGGCGCCCGAGGCUGGGCGCGUGUCAGGGGAUGGGAGGACAGGUCGGGAUUGA